Messenger RNA from Oryza brachyantha (malo sina), 1483 nucleotides. RefSeq names its product pyridoxal kinase. The transcript is spliced from 13 exons. Gene Ontology annotation, molecular function: pyridoxal kinase activity. Gene Ontology annotation, biological process: pyridoxal 5'-phosphate salvage. Bases 2 to 1123 code for a protein of 373 amino acids. Lineage: Eukaryota; Viridiplantae; Streptophyta; Magnoliopsida; Poales; Poaceae. The record is from RefSeq and is a predicted model, not a curated record. Gene Ontology annotation, cellular component: cytosol.
CAUGACCGCCGUCGCCGUGCCGCCGCUCCGCGUGUCGUGCUCGUACCCCUCGUGGUGGUGGUCGCCGUCCCCCGCUUCCAAGCACUACCACCUCCGCGGCCGUUGCUGCUUCCUCUUCAGGGAGGAGGGGGAGAGCUGGUUGCUGCUGCUGCGGGGGAGGAGGAGGAGUGGUGGGAGGGGAGGUGCGGCGAUGGCGCGGCGCCCGCCGCUGCUCUCCGUCGCGCUGCCGUCCGACACGGGCCGCGUGCUCAGCAUCCAGUCCCACACCGUCCAGGGAUAUGUCGGCAACAAAUCAGCCGUCUUUCCCCUGCAACUCCUGGGUUUUGAUGUCGAUCCAAUAAACUCGGUACAGUUUUCUAAUCACACAGGAUACCCAACAUUUAGAGGGCAGGUCCUCAAUGGCAGUCAGCUGUGGGAUCUUAUUGAAGGGUUAGAGGAAAAUGAUUUAUUGCAUUAUACCCAUUUAUUAACAGGGUAUAUUGGCUCUGUUUCCUUUUUAACUACAGUACUGCAAGUUGUUGACAAAUUACGAUCAGUCAAUCCUGAUCUUGUAUAUGUUUGUGACCCAGUUCUAGGUGAUGAGGGAAAACUAUAUGUUCCUCAGGAUUUAAUAUCUGUCUAUCAACAGAAGGUUGUCCCAGUUGCUACGAUGCUUACACCUAACCAAUUUGAAGUUGAACUACUCACUGGUUUAAGGAUUACUUCUGAAGAAGAUGGCUUGAAAGCUUGCAAUACGCUCCAUGAUGCUGGACCACGAAAGGUGGUAAUAACUAGUGCACUUAUUGACAAUAAACUGCUCCUCAUUGGAAGCCAUAAAAAGGCAAAGGAACAACCACCAGAACAAUUUAAGAUUGAGAUACCCAAGAUACCUGCAUAUUUUACGGGAACUGGAGAUUUAACAACUGCUCUUCUACUAGGAUGGAGUAAUAAAUACCCUGAUAACCUUGAGACUGCGGCUGAGCUGGCAGUAUCCAGUUUGCAGGCACUCCUAAGAAGAACCGUGGAAGAUUAUAAAAGGGCUGGAUUUGACCCCUCCACCAGUAGCCUAGAGAUCCGCUUGAUUCAAAGCCAGGAUGAAAUACGAAGCCCCCAGAUUACAUGCAAGGCUGUGAAGUAUCGCUGAAAACCAUAUAUAACCAUGGCAUGCAAUGCAACAUCAAUUAGUUAUUGGAAGCAACAGUGUAAAAACAAUUUUGGUAUUCUGCUGGUAAAAUUCAACAUGAUUCCUGCCUUCAUGUCUGGGAUACCAUUUUUAGUUGGGUUUUAUCUAGUUUCCAAACCAGAAGGGGUCUGAUUUUUUUUUAAAACACAAAAUAAUGCACAUGCUGCCUUCUUUUUUUUUCCCUUUACAAUUUGUCAGAAUAUUAUUGUGGUCAUCAUGACUCAUGAGACUGAUGUUGUACAAAGGAUAUAGCUCCAUCUUGAAGCUUUGUUUGUGUACAAUCUACAGUGAAUAAACGGCAGUUCAGUUGAACUUUUUGUU